AUGGCUUUAGAGUACCGAGAAGACAAAUCCAAAGGCAACAUGCUCCGAUUCGAAGAGUCCCUACCUCGACUACCGGUGCCCUCGCUCGAAGACACCUCCAAGCGCUAUCUCAAGAGCCUGCAUCCUCUUCUGACCAAGGAGGAGUUUGCAGCUUCGGAAAAGGCUGUGGCUGCUUUCAACGAGCCAGGUGGUCUGGGACACACUCUACAAGACAGAUUAAUAGCCAAAGCACAAGAUCCCAAGGUCAAGAACUGGAUAAUAGAUUGGUGGAACGAGGGGGCAUACCUGGGCUACAAAGAUCCUGUCGUUCCCUAUGUUUCCUACUUCUACUCCUUCCGCGACGACCGCCGCCGAAGGAAUCCUGCCAAACGUGCUGCAGCCAUUACCACAGCGGCCCUCGAGUUCAAGAAGCAAGUCGACGCCGGUUCGCUAGAACCCGAAUACAUGCGCAAGAAGCCAAUGGCCAUGAGCAGCUACCAAUACAUGUUUAACACUUCCCGUGUCGCCGCCGAGCCCGUGGAUUAUCCUAUUCAAUACGGCCCCGAGGGCAACGAGCAUAUCAUUGUCAUGCGAAACAACCAAUUCUUCAAGGUCCAAACACACAUCAGCGGGAAACAGCUGAGUACAGCCGAGCUCGAACAACAAUUCAACAAGGUUUACAGAAACGCCCAGAUGGCUGAUCCCAUCGGCGCCCUUACCUCGCUACCUCGUGAUCAGGGCGCAAAAGCCCGAGAGAACCUGCUUGCUGCAUCACCUCUCAAUGCCGCCGUCCUGAAGGAACUCGAGGCAUCCUCCUUUUUCGUCUGUCUCGACGCCAGCACUCCAGUCACUCUCGAGGAGCGAGCUCACGUCUACUGGCACGGUGACGGUGCGAACAGAUGGUUCGACAAGCCGAUACAGUUCAUCAUCAACGACAACGGCACAGCAGGUUUUAUGGGCGAACACAGCAUGAUGGACGGCACACCGACGCACCGCCUCUGCGAUACGGUCAAUGCCUAUAUCGUACACAACAAGCUCGACUUCGAAAACCCGAGCAUCCGCUCCGACUUGCCCGACCCCACUCCCCUGAGAUUUGAGACGUCCGCCCCCGUGCUGGAAGACCUGGCACAAGCUCAAGCACAAUUCCGCCAGGUCAUUGCCUCGCACGACCUGCGCGUCCAAGCAUACCAGGGCUAUGGAAAGGGCCUGAUCAAGAAGUUCAAGUGCUCUCCGGACGCGUACGUGCAGAUGGUGAUUCAGCUCGCCUACCACAAGAUGUACGGCAAGAACCGACCCACCUACGAAUCGGCCGCGACGCGGAAAUACCAGCAAGGCCGGACGGAAACCACUCGAACCGUGUCCGACGAGUCUGUCGCCUUCUGCGACGCCAUGGCCGACGCCUCGACCUCGCGUGAAGAGACUGAGCGGUUAUUCCGUGACGCCGUCAAGGCUCACGUGCAAUACACCGCCGAUGCGAGCGAAGGGUACGGCGUCGACAGACAUCUAUUCGGCUUGAAGAAGCUAGUACAGCCGGGCGAGGAGGUGCCCGAGCUGUUUAAGGACCCAGCUUACACCUACUCUUCCACCUGGUACGUCAGCUCCAGCCAGUUGAGCUCCGAGUACUUCAACGGCUAUGGCUGGAGUCAGGUUAUCGACCAGGGUUGGGGUAUUGCUUAUAUGAUCAAUGAGAACAGUCUGCAAUUUAACGUGGUGUCCAAGAAGUUGGGCUGCGAGAGGAUGAGCUUCUACUUGAAUGAGGCGGCUAAUGAUAUUCGCGAUAUGCUGCUUCCAUCGCUUGAGCCGCCGAAAGCCAAAUUGUAA
Messenger RNA from Exophiala viscosa, 1800 nucleotides. RefSeq names its product carnitine O-acetyltransferase. Lineage: Eukaryota; Fungi; Ascomycota; Eurotiomycetes; Chaetothyriales; Herpotrichiellaceae. The record is from RefSeq and is a predicted model, not a curated record. The coding region runs from base 1 to 1800 and encodes 599 amino acids. Gene Ontology annotation, biological process: carnitine metabolic process. Gene Ontology annotation, cellular component: mitochondrion; peroxisome. The transcript has 2 exons. Gene Ontology annotation, molecular function: carnitine O-acetyltransferase activity.